UUUGUAGUGAGCCUUGAAAAUCACGUUCCAGCACUUCGGAAAUUACAGAGAAGAAAAUACCACACUUGUCCCUCUCCCUCUUCUCUUUCCCCGUCCGACGCCACUCCCAGCGCGCACUCGACGCGCCCACGACCGGCACCCCUCCACAUGCUGACCUGGCCGCCAUCUCUCAUCGCCCCAGCCGGGCCCUCCCCGCAGCGCCAUCUCCCUUCCAACUCCCCCGGGCGAACCCAAUGGAGCGGCGGAAGAUGCUCGCGGACCUCCUCCGGGCGAGCGCGAGGAGCCCGGACCUCCGCGGCGGCGCGCAGCUCCACGGCGCGCUCACCAAGCUCGGCUUCGGGACGGACACCAUGCUGGGCAACAACCUCAUCGACAUGUACGCCAAGUGCGGGAGGCUCGACGCGGCCGGCCAGGUGUUCGACGGAAUGCCCGAGAGGAACGUGGUGUCCUGGACGGCCCUCAUGGUGGGCUUCCUGCAGCAGGGGCGCGCCGGGGAGUGCCUCCGGCUGUUCGGGGAGAUGCGGCGGCUCUCGGAGGUCCCGCCGAACGAGUUCACGCUCUCGGCGACCCUCAAGGCGUGCGGCAUCGUCGGCGACACGGGCGCGGCCGUCCGGGUCCACGGGGCCUGCGUCAGGAUGGGGUUCGAGGGGCACGGCGUCGUCGCCAACUCGCUCGUGCUCGUGUACUCCAAGGGCGGGAGGAUCGGCGAUGCGCGGCGCGUGUUUGAUGGCGCUGCUGCAUUCAGGGACCUCGUCACCUGGAACGCCAUGAUCUCCGGCUACACGCACGCUGGGCAAGGCAGGGACUCGCUGCUCGUCUUCCGGGAGAUGCAGCGGCGAGGAGAUGAGGAUUGUCAGCCCAAUGAGUUCACCUUCGCCAGCUUGCUGAAGGCCUGCAGCGGCCUAGGCGCGGCUCACGAGGGUGUGCAGAUUCAUGCAGCCAUGACGACCAGAGGGGUUUCCACGGUGUCCAAUGCCAUCCUCGCCGGCGCGCUGCUUGACGUUUAUGUAAAAUGCCGGUGCCUCCCAGUGGCGAUGCAGGUGUUCAAUCGGUUGGAAAGGAAGAAUGCCAUCCAGUGGACAACGGUGAUCAUCGGGCAUGCACAAGAAGGGCAGGUGAAGGAAGCAUUGGAUCUGUUCAGGCGGUUCUGGAGCUCCGGCGUCCGUGCUGAUGGACAUGUCCUCUCCAGCGUCGUCGGUGUGUUUGCAGACUUCGCCCUCGUGGAGCAAGGGAGGCAGAUGCACUGCUACUCGGUGAAGAAUCCAGCAGGGAUGGACGUGUCAGUAUCCAACUCCAUCGUGGACAUGUACCACAAGUGCGGGCUGACUGACGAGGCGGAGCGGCAGUUCCGGGAGACGCCAGUGAGGAACGUUGUGUCAUGGACAGCAAUGAUCAACGGCCUUGGGAAGCAUGGCCAUGGGCGUGAGGCCAUUGACAUGUUCGAGGAGAUGCGAGCGGAAGGCGUGGAGCCCGAUGAGGUAGCCUACCUGGCCCUUCUGUCAGCAUGCAGCCACUCUGGCCUUGUCGACGAGUGCCGCCGGUACUUCUCAGUGAUCCGACAGGACCCGCGGCUGAGGCCGAGAGCAGAGCACUACGCGUGCAUGGUCGACCUCCUUGGCCGCGCUGGGGAGCUCGCGGAGGCCAGGGACCUCGUUGCGACGAUGCCGAUGGCACCCACCGUUGGGGUGUGGCAGACGCUUCUCAGCGCCUGCAGGGUGCACAAAGACGUCUCUAUAGCCAGGGAGGCAGGUGAGGCCCUCCUGGCCAUGGACGGCGACAACCCGGCGAACUAUGUGAUGCUGUCGAACAUCUUUGCUGAGGCCGGUAAGUGGCAGGAGCACCAGCAGGUGCGCGAUGCCAUGCGGCGCCGGGGCCUGCGGAAGCAGGGUGGGUGCAGCUGGGUGGAGGUCGGCAAGGAGGCACACUUCUUCUAUGGCGGUGGCGACGCCACCCACCCGCGCGCCGCCGACAUCCGCCGCGUCUUGCUGGAGUUUGAGAGUAGGAUGAGGGAGCAGCUCGGGUACAGCCCUGGCGCCGUCGUCGGCACACAGCUGCACGACGUGGAUGAGGAAUCGCGCGCCGAGGGCCUGCGGGCGCACAGCGAGAGGCUGGCCGUAGGGCUGUGGCUGCUGCACCACGGUGAGCGCCACCAUGUCGAUGGGGAGGAGGAGGAGGAGGAGGAGGGGAGGAGGGAGGUGAUCAGGGUGUACAAGAACCUGCGGGUGUGUGGCGACUGCCACGAGUUCUUCAAGGGGCUGUCGCGGGUGGUGGGGAGGGCGAUGGUGGUCAGGGACGCCAACCGGUUUCACAGGUUCCAGAACGGCGCCUGCUCCUGCAAAGACUACUGGUGACACACAUAACAGAAGGCACACUGAAACGCACACCUCAUAAGCUGACUGGACAAAAGAAAAAAGAAACACAAACGGCUUUACCACUGAAAUGCCAGGCAACAUGGCUAUCCAUUGGUCGCUAUGUCAUCAAGAUAUCCGCUCCGCCCGGAGUUGUGCAGGCUGCAGGCAACAUACAUACAAUCUAUGUUCUGAUCUGAUCUGAUCUGAUGAUGGUCCUUUGUGGAACAAGAUUUGGGAAUUGCCAUAUGCCCAAGUGAAGUUGAGCUUUUCAUGUGGGCACUGCUUUGGUCACAGUAUCCUGGCAGCUCGAUCGCGCAUGAAGAUUAGGAGGAGAGGGGUUUGUUCUUUCGGUACAAGACUAAAACAAAGUGAUGGACACAGACUGCUUGUUUUCAAAGUGUGAGUGCCUGGAGGAAGGAGGAAAGGCACCAUACCAGCUUUGCUUCUGAAUUGUUGGUUCUUCAGCUAAAACAGAGCACCCAAGGAAUUUGCUACCUCACUCGGCCCUGAAAUUAUGUGCGUUUCUUUGGCCUUGGUGAUCUGUCUGGUCGCCGCAAAGUGGAUGCCAGUUACUGAGCCCCAUGAGCAAGUUCAGCAUAUACAUUAGCCAGGUGCGUACAUUGCUGAAUUUAUUUUAAGGAAAAUGUUAGGUGCCCUGAGAGACUCGAGUUCUUGUUGGAGAGUGGAGACCACUGCUCCUGAUAUGCAUUGGCGUGGCCCGCUUGAUGUGUCUCUAUCUGGCUCCUUAGGCCUUGUAAUAAUCAUCGAGUCCUGCCGGCUGACCUGCCAGCAACUCGCUGUUUACCCCUGUAUGCUGACACUGUCCCACCUACCGUGUUACCGUGGGUGGCGGUCAAUGAAAUGCUCAAGCGUGCUGCUUGUCCCUC
Triticum aestivum (bread wheat) is the source of this 3238-nucleotide messenger RNA. Its product is annotated as putative pentatricopeptide repeat-containing protein At3g15130. Lineage: Eukaryota; Viridiplantae; Streptophyta; Magnoliopsida; Poales; Poaceae. The record is from RefSeq and is a predicted model, not a curated record. The coding region runs from base 234 to 2351 and encodes 705 amino acids. Gene Ontology annotation, molecular function: zinc ion binding; protein binding. The transcript has a single exon.